Molecule: messenger RNA, 2415 nt
Organism: Fragaria vesca subsp. vesca
Lineage: Eukaryota; Viridiplantae; Streptophyta; Magnoliopsida; Rosales; Rosaceae
Exons: 1
Coding region: 1-2415 (804 amino acids)
Biological process (GO): clathrin coat assembly; vesicle budding from membrane; clathrin-dependent endocytosis
Cellular component (GO): clathrin-coated vesicle; clathrin-coated pit
Molecular function (GO): clathrin heavy chain binding; 1-phosphatidylinositol binding; SNARE binding
Source: RefSeq, a predicted model, not a curated record
AUGCCAAGCAAGUUAAAGAAGGCAAUCGGGGCAGUGAAAGACCAGACGAGCAUAAGCCUAGCCAAGGUCUCCAACGCCUCCACCUCCGCCAACCUCGAAGUCACCAUCCUCAAGGCCACCUCCCACGACGUCGUUCCCAUCGACGACAAGUACGUCCAUGAGAUCCUCACCCUCAUCUCCUCCUCCAAGUCCAACGCCGCCGCCUGCGCCCAAGCCAUCGCCAAACGCAUCGGCAAGACUCGCAACUGGAUCGUCGCCCUCAAGUCCCUCAUGCUCGUCCUCCGUAUCUUCCAGGACGGCGACCCCUUCUUCCCCAUUGAUGUCCUCCACGCCAUGAAACGUGGCGCCAAGAUCCUCAACCUCUCAAACUUUAAAGACGAAUCCACCUCAUGUCCCUGGGACUACACCUCCUUCGUCCGUAACUUUGCUCUCUACCUUGACGAGAGGCUCGACUGCUUCCUCACCGGAAAGCUCCAGCGGCGUUUCACCUACCAGCGUGAUCAUGACUGCAUUAUCAUCAACAACAACCGAAGCCGCCGGCGAGGGAACGAACCGGUGGUUCGUGACAUGAAACCGGCAAUGUUACUAGACCGCAUACAAUUCUGGCAGAAACUGCUGGAUCGAGCCAUUGCCACAAUUCCCUCCGGUGCUGCCAAAACGAACCGUUUAAUCCUCAUUUCCCUCUACGCAAUCGUCCAAGAGACGUACGAUCUAUACAGAGACAUUUCCGACGGGCUGGCGCUGCUUUUAGAUAGCUUUUUUCAUCUCCAAUACCAAUCAUGCCUAAGUGCUUUUCAUGCAAGCGUAAAAGCGUCGAAGCAAUUCGAAGAGCUUUCAAGUUUUUACGAAACAUGCAAGGCGUUAGGGGUUGGGAGGACCUCUGAGUAUCCAAGCGUGCAGAAAAUCUCUGAGGAGCUGAUCGAGACGUUGCAGGAGUUUGUGAAAGACCAAGCUUCGUUUCCAGGUCGAUCCCCGCCAUGCCAUUUGAAUCAGAAUCGUACAGAUAAAGGGACGGUGACCAGCCUUGAACAACAAUUUGAGUUUGCUGAUUCGGAGCCGCACGAGAGUACUGCAUCGGAUUUUGGUUCAGCUUGUACGUCGUUAUCAGAUUUGGCAAGUGUUGGCGGUAUAGAAAAUGGGGCUAGCCCAUCAAGGUCGGUCGAGCAAGAUUUCUUAACCUCCGAUGAGCAAUUGUCCGAGAAGACUCUAUCUCCGUUACAGUCACCGUUACCGGAGUUCAUGGUUGGUAGUAAUGAAACUAAUGAUAAAGCACCGAGCCAAACUUCGUCGCAGGUUGAUCUUUUGGACUUGUUUCAACCGCAACAAACAGAUCAUGUUCAACAAGCUAAUCAAGAAGGUGAAAAACCUCAAUGGGAACUUGUUCUAUUUGAGUCUGCAAAUCAAAAUGGUGCAACAGAAACGUCACCAAUUACUUCCCCUCCUCCCAACCUGUUUGCUUCUCUUUCUCCUAACAUGUCUCCUAAUCUGUUGGAGCCGUCGUCCAGCCCGGACUUGGAUUAUUUCUUUCAGAAUUCUUCGACAAGCAAUGCAUUACAUAUAAACAAUCCAUUUCUUCAAGACAUUUUACAAGUUGAGGGCUUUGCAAUUCCCACCUCUAAUGAGACAACUAGUAACGUUGGCCUAGAAAAUUUGGACGAUUUUUCUUUCCCUUCCACAUCUCAGCCAACGGUGCCACCAACAUUUUCUUCACAGAACCCAAAUGGGGCAGUGGCUCCAAUAUGUAGUGAGGUAGAUACAAUAGAUAGGACAGUGGUACCAACAUUUCGUGCAACAAAUCCGAAAGAGACUGAAAUUGCACCAACAUUUUCAGCUCAUAGUGUGGAAGCAGGAAGCUCAAUGCCAGCAUCUUUUUGUGCGCAGAGUACAAAUAAUAGCAUAACGGCACCAACAUUUCAAGCGGAAGUUCCGAGCGAUAGGACUUUUGCAGUUUCAUUUGGUGAAGAAAAAAUGAAAGAGACUGAAGUUGCACCAACAUUUUCGGCUCAGAGUGGGGAAGGAACCUCAAUGUCUCCAUACUUUUGUGCACUUUCAAAUAACAGCUUAACGGCACCAACAUUUAUAGCAGAAUUUCCGAAGGAUAGAACUUUGGCCCUUUCAAUUUGUACAGAAAAUUCAGAAGAGAGCACAGUGUCGCACAAAUUUGGGGAGCUGGCUCCUAAUAACGAGCUCAUGGCUGUGCCAACUUUCUCGACGAGUACUAGUGACAACGAGACCCCAAGAAUGUUUGGUUCGCCAUUUGCUAUCCAAAAUGAUGACCCGUUCGGACCCUUCUCUAGCAUGACAAGUACAACUGAACCUUUGUGUAAUGGAGCAAUGACUCAAGAAGCUGUGUUGCUUCAACAAAGACAAUGGUUGGAGCAACAAAACAAGAUUAUUGCUAAGCAUUUGACUUGA